This is a messenger RNA of Cylindrotheca closterium, 585 nucleotides long. The record is from the annotation of a GenBank genome assembly. NCBI's taxonomy places the organism in Eukaryota, Bacillariophyta, Bacillariophyceae, Bacillariales, Bacillariaceae.
AUGAACGCUGCUGCAUUGAAGGCACACAAGUUGUCCCUUGACAACGGUCGUGUCUACAAAUGGAAGAAUGUUUCGGCACACGAUGACAUUCAGGCCAUGAUUGCUGAAGGCUACAAGAAGCCACCACCCAAGGUUCCCACGAAGAAGAAAGGUGACCCUACGCCACCUGAUGAUGAUAACUCAAAGUCCCUUCCUCCUUUCAUUUGUCAUUUCAAACAACCUGCCUCUGAAGGAGGAGCCACUUACCUUGUUGGAGACACCAAGAAGUACAAGAAUACCACUUGGUACUUCUGUGAUCGUCCCAACCAUCGUGAGAGAGUCAAAUGGCACACUCACAAGGCCACCAAAUGUUGCACUCGGCUCAAGUGGAAGGAAGACAACAACAACACCACUAAUGAUGAUGGAACAGCUGCAGCCGGAACUGAGACUGAACCGACUGACGACUCUACGACUACAGGAGGAGGAGCUCCAUCUCGGAACCUCCAAGCUUUGCUUGCUAAUGCUAUGAGUAUGGUCGCUUCUGGCAAUGACAAAUUGGCCAACUUCCUUGGUGAGGCAAUGGCAGCAGCCUCCGCCAACAAUUGA